UGUUCUCGCGCGCUUCCGGUGAUGCUCGCGACCAUCCGAGCUGCUGCAGCUGCCGCUGAUCCUCUAACUGCAUCAGAAACAACAAAGCUACAGAGAGGAGGAGGAGGAGGAGAGAGAGAGAGAGAGAGAGAGAGAAGAAAGAGGACGUUGCAUUCCAAUCACGUCUUCAUCUCCCCUCGUUUGCCUCGGUCUCAUUGGGAAGAGAAGAGGAGCUGAGAGAGAGAGAGAGAGAGAGAGAGAGAGAGAGAGAGAGAGAGAGAGAGAGAGAGGAAUAAGCACACGGUGAAGGAGGAGGAGAGAGCCAACAAUCUUUAACCUCCCUUCUUUCGUUUUGGUCUUACGGUUUUUUCUCGGAUGCUACUAAACUCCAUUAGAGAACGAGUGCAUGCCUCCUCGCGCGGCGCGAGCGUCUCCCCGUCCAUUCCAGCGCAGGAGGAGAUGGAAAGUUGGAGCCCAUUAAAACCGAUGCUGUGACGUGGCUGUGGGCCGUACCUCCACCCAGGUUCUCGGCGGAAGCAUGCUGUGGGUAACCCUGCUGAGCUCGAUCGCUUUAGGAUGCACCACGCCGAUCCCUUUGCUGGACGAGUCGGAGGAAGUGGACGAGCCAUGCUUCGACCCCUGCAGCUGUGAGGUCAAAGAGGGCAUCUUCCACGUCCACUGUGACAGCAAAGGCUUCACCAACGUCAGCCAGAUCUCCCAGACGUGGACGAGACCCUUCAAGCUGAACCUGCAGAGGAACGCUAUGCGGAGGCUGUAUUUCAACAGCUUCCUGCAUCUCAACAAUGCUGUGUCACUAAAUCUGGGCAACAAUGCACUGCAGGACAUCCAUGCGGGUGCUUUUAAUGGCCUUGCCAUUUUAAAAAAGCUAUUCUUGCAUGAGAACAAGCUGGAGGUGUUCAGGAAUGACACAUUCCUGGGCCUGGAGAGCCUCGAGUAUCUGCAGGCGGAUUACAAUGUCAUCAAGAGGAUAGAAAGUGGGGCUUUUCGCAACUUGCACAAGCUCAGAGUGCUUAUCCUCAAUGACAAUUUGAUACCUGCACUGCCCAGUACACUUUUCAGGUCUGUGUCACUAACGCACCUUGACUUGCGAGGCAACCGUUUAAAGAACCUGCCUUACCAAGGAACUUUGGAGUAUGUGGGCCGCAGCCUCAUGGAGAUCCAGCUUGAGGAGAACCCGUGGAACUGUGCUUGCGAAAUUGUGCAGCUCAAGUCGUGGCUCGAGCGAAUCCCAUAUGCUGCGCUUGUGGGAGACGUGGCUUGCGAGCAUCCGUUUCACUUGCACGGCAAGGACCUGCGCGAGAUCACGAGACGGGAGCUGUGUCCGACACUUUCUGAGGCCGAGAUUGAGGCCAAAUAUGGUGUCCCAAGGUUGCAAUUGGUUGGUGAGAGAGCGUGGCCCACAAAACCCUCAUCCAUGCUUUCGUCCUUCCACAACACGGCAUCUUCAGUGGAAUACAGGGAGAGGCAUCCAAAGCCUACCAAACGUCCAAGGCCCACAAAAACUCCACCCACAGCACGAAGCAUCUAUCCGGGUCCCAAUCAGCCACCUGUGCCAGCUUACCAGACCCGGCCACCUAUCCCUAUAAUCUGCCCUGCGGGAUGCACAUGCAACUUGCACAUCAAUGACCUGGGAUUGACGGUAAACUGCAAGGAGAAAGCUUUCCACAACAUUUCAGAGCUUCUGCCUCGCCCGCUCAAUGCCAAGAAGCUCUAUCUGAGUGGGAACCUCAUCCAGAAGAUCUACAGAUCAGACUUUUGGAACUUCUCCAGCCUGGAUUUGCUCCAUCUGGGCAACAACCGGAUAUCAUAUGUCCAGGAGGGCGCAUUUAUCAACUUGCCUAACUUGAAGAGCCUGUAUUUGAAUGGGAAUGACAUUGAACGGCUUACUCCGGGAAUGUUCCGUGGUCUUCACUCUCUAAGCUAUCUUUACCUGGAGUACAAUGUGAUCCGGGAGCUGGAGCCUGCGGCUUUCAGCCUGAUGCCCAACUUGCAGCUGGUCUUCCUGAAUGACAACCUGCUUCGUGCCCUUCCCGUGGAUGCUUUUGCGGGAACGUCUCUGGCCAGGUUGAACCUGCGCAACAACUACUUCUUGCACCUGCCUGUGGAGGGUGUGCUGGAGCACCUGCGUGCAGUGGUGCAGGUAGACCUGCAGCAGAAUCCGUGGGACUGCACAUGUGCCAUUGUGCCACUCAAACGUUGGGUGGAGAAGCUCAGCUCGGUCAUUGUGGUUGGCGAAGUCAUCUGCAGGACUCCCGAGAGUCACACCGGCAAGGAUCUUCGUAGCCUGGAGGCAGAGGUUAUCUGUCCUGAGCUGAAAUAUGCUGCCCCAAGCUCCCCAGCACUUGAUGUCACAUCCCAAAGCACGUCGGGGUCAGGCCACGUCUCCCCAGCAUCUGCGGGAUCUGCAGUCCCUCUCUCGGUUCUGAUCUUGAGUUUGCUGGUUCUGUUCAUCUGUGCUGUUUUUGCAGCUGCCGGCCUCUUCGCGUUUGUCCUGAGGAGGCGGAGAAAGAAGGACGUGCCUUUCAGAAAGAGGCAGGAAGUGGACCUCACUGGCAUUCAGAUGCAGUUUGAGGAACGCGCCACCGCAGCCACGCCUGAGAAACCUCCAGGCCACGUUUAUGACUACAUCCCUCAUCCUGUGGCACACAUGUGCAACAACCCCAUCUACAAACCACGAGAGGGUGAGAUGGAGGCAGAGCAGAAGGAAAACGGAGGCACAAGUUACCGGACGCUGCUGGAGAAAGAGCAGGAGUGGACAGCAGCCGUUUCCGCAUCACAGCUAAACACCAUAGUCACCGUUGAUCGGUCGCGGCUUCACGAGAACGGGCUGCUUUGCCCCACUGCAAUUGACAGCCAGCAGAGGUCGCCCCAGGCCGUGGGAUUCGUAGACUGCCUGUACAGCACAGCGCCGAGACUUAAGCACGUUCACAUGGCGCACGCACAUCCGCCGGGCGUUCAGUACCCGGAUGUGCAGCAGGACGCCAGAUUAAAAGAGACGCUGCUUUUUGCCGGGGGCAAAGGAUUUCCAGAACAAACCCAAAGUGAAUACCUCGAGUUAAGGGCCAAACUCCAAACCAAGCCGGAUUACCUCGAAGUCUUGGAGAAAUCGUACAGGUUUUAAUCACAGAAAGUAAAAAAAAAGCUCACCUCCAUAGCGCCCCCUACCCACCACUACCACCACCACUACCACAAAAAUGAGUAUCAAAAAAAUAGACAGCAGCAUGACAAGUUAAUCUAUAUAUAUCACAGAAAUGUGUUUCCCCCAAGUGGCUUUGGAGGAAAGGCCAUACUCAGAUAUCCAAUGAAGUGCCUUUUAAUUUUUAUUUCGUUUUGUUUCGGUUGAUUUUCUUUUUCUCAGAGUAGCCAGCAAUGUUAUCAACCCCUUAUUUUUAUACAGAACAGAUUUGUUUGUGGCUGUGGGAGCCGACGGGAGGAGCAUCACUCGCACACAUACACGACCGUUCAGACGAAAGCCUUGACGGCAGCUCGUCUCUCUCACGCGCUCGCAGGCACAGUUUGUAGACUAUUGCAGUUUGCUGCAUGCACUCAACUGCAAAAGGCGUGGGGUAUUGCUGAAAAAAGAAAUUAAAAAAAUAAUAAUAAUUCACCUUCAAUAGAGAUACUGCAACGCAUUACUGUUCAGUGGUCUAUUUAUUUUAUAUAUUAUUAUAAUAAAGGGACAUCAGAGGUCCUCUCUCUCUCUCAAGGACACACCCAAGGAUUUGUGAAUACAUAAAGACACUCAAGAUUUUAUGGAGUUCGACGCACUUUCUUAAGACGAAAUGCUUCUGGAUAUUAUUAUCACUAACGGCUUUGUAGGAAGCACUUUUAAUGUUUUCUCUC
Colossoma macropomum (tambaqui) is the source of this 3843-nucleotide messenger RNA. RefSeq names its product SLIT and NTRK-like family, member 3a (gene slitrk3a). Gene Ontology annotation, cellular component: postsynaptic density membrane; GABA-ergic synapse. Gene Ontology annotation, biological process: regulation of presynapse assembly; axonogenesis; positive regulation of synapse assembly. The coding region runs from base 518 to 3121 and encodes 867 amino acids. The record is from RefSeq and is a predicted model, not a curated record. Lineage: Eukaryota; Metazoa; Chordata; Actinopteri; Characiformes; Serrasalmidae. Gene Ontology annotation, molecular function: protein binding. The transcript has 3 exons.